Molecule: messenger RNA, 791 nt
Organism: Cylicocyclus nassatus
Lineage: Eukaryota; Metazoa; Nematoda; Chromadorea; Rhabditida; Strongylidae
Source: the annotation of a GenBank genome assembly
GAAGAGUGCCAAAAGCGUUGCGAAUUUGGUCUCAUAGGAGAAAUGUUUUUACUGGGAGCUGGAAUUUCUGCAUUUAUUACCUACGUCUUUAUUAGUAUAGCAUUAUUCACACAAGGUUGGAAAACCGCCGCUGUUAACGCUCAACUAAAUGUCAAACGGUCUAAAGGAAUCUUCCCCUGGGGCUGUGUCAACGACAAUACUUGUGACAUUUUCUGGGAGAAUGCUGACGGCUGGGCAAUCACAACUUUUCUUGCAAUGAUUUUCGCUUGGAUAGUACAGUUCUUCGUUUUGAUAUCAGUCAUCGCAGCUCUAGUUCUCAAUAGUUGGCGUUAUCAUCUCUUAAGAGGAUUUACGAGCCAGCAACUUAUAGUGACCAUACUAUUGCUGUAUGUGCUCAUUGUCUAUGCCGCAACUUAUGACAGAAAUACUCAGAUGCUCAAAGCGUUGGGCGUGGAUAUCUAUCUCGACUAUUCUUACUGGCUCUGCAUGGUUGGGACCAUCUUCUCAUUCGCCAGCUUGAUUCUGGGAGAAAUGUCUGUCAGAAAUGAGGGCUGAUACGACUAUCAAUAGUUUGUAUCUACCACAUUCGAACUGUUUUUAAAAUUAGUAAUCAAGUACAUUUCAACUUCAUCAUGUUAUAAAGAACAUAAACUAUCGCUUCUGUUGUCUAAGUGUAAAAGUUCCAAAAAAUUGAAUUUGGGUACCCAAUGUACGCUGGCGCUGUGUUCAAAAUAGACGAAUUUUGCUUCUAUCAGAUGUUGUUGGAACUUGCUGAACAAUGAACUGCUUUU